Messenger RNA from Carassius gibelio (silver crucian carp), 911 nucleotides. Its product is annotated as zinc finger and SCAN domain-containing protein 31. The record is from RefSeq and is a predicted model, not a curated record. The transcript has 4 exons. Lineage: Eukaryota; Metazoa; Chordata; Actinopteri; Cypriniformes; Cyprinidae. Bases 24 to 911 code for a protein of 295 amino acids. Gene Ontology annotation, molecular function: RNA polymerase II cis-regulatory region sequence-specific DNA binding; DNA-binding transcription factor activity, RNA polymerase II-specific. Gene Ontology annotation, biological process: regulation of DNA-templated transcription.
CAGAAAGAAAGACGGUUGGUGGCAUGAUGUUGAGCAUGAAAGCACAGGUGGAUGUGGUCUGCUGUAAAUCAGUAGGAACUGAUCUGUCCAUGCUGGAUAUUGAGGAUUUCAUCACAGAAAUCUGUCAGCUGAAGAAAGAGGUGGCUUCACUGGAGGCAAAGCUGAGAGAAAGAGGAGACAAACUGAACAGAGAGGAUGUGGAGCAGGUUUGGGUGCGUGAGACUGAUGGGACAGAAGCUCAGGAUUCAGUCUGGAGCGUCAGAGAUCAGAGAUCCAGAGACACACAGGACUCAGAGCUCAGCCUCACUUUACUCUGUUAUACUGACGCUCAGGAUCAUGAAUCCACUGAUCAAACCUCUGACUGUAACGCUGGAGAACAGCAGAUGCUGCAGACGCCGCUGAAGAUGUGCUCCGUCAAACUGGUGGACUGCAGGAACCUGAUCGAGAGCAGAGGAGAAGAAACCACUGCAGAGAAACAACAACAACACACUGAUGAGGAAGAGGAGGAGGAGGAGGAGGAAGAACAGAAUAAUGAUGAGGAUGAUGACAUUGUUCCUGCAGAUGACAGCGCUGGUUCAUCUUCUCAUAGAGAAAAUGCCUCUACAUCCAAAGAGCUAUGGACAGUGAGGGAGUGUGGAGAAACAUUGAGCAAACACAGUCAGUUAGUGAGACCUGAGAGAAAACACAAAGAACAGAAAGAGGACACCUGCAAGAUCUGCAACAUCAGUUUUCCGACCUUCAAAGAGAGAACAAUUCAUUCAAAAGAGCACAGCGUGAAGAAGGAGUUUCACUGCGAACAGUGCGGGAAGGAUUUCUUCACCACUCUUAAUAAUAUGAGAGCUCAUAUUAGGGGACACAGCGAAAAGUCUUUUCAGUGCAACAAAUGUAGCAAGUUUUUCCGCAACAAAUGA